AUGAAAUUAGGAGCAGCUGGAUUUACAGAAUGGCUACUUUUUCAUUUAUGAAAGCAAAACGAAAGCACAGGUUUGUGCUGUCCUAAUGUAUUGCUUCCAGAAACCGUUAUUUAUCGAUAUGCUAAGCCUUUCUUUUGAUAUUUUUCCACAGAGUCAGGAGAAUUACUAACUCCCCAUCUUUGUGUGAACAAACAGAUUUUGUUCACUCACGAAGGAGUUAAUUUUUCUAUAAUAUAAACUAGAGUAAAGUUUUUUUUCGAAAUUAAAAAAAAAUCAAAAUUCGCAAAAAUUAGAAAGCAAAUGCUAAUUUAAUUUCUUAAAUUUAUGUUUUAAAAUGCAAGCUGUAAAAAAUUAAAUAGAAUUAGCAAGAGAUUUCAUUAUACUAGUUAUCACUUUAUAUAUCAAAAUAUUUUUCUCAUGAAAAAUAGGGAUUUUUCUAAUGGCUUUGUUCGCUAACGGAGGCAAAAAAGUAAGGAAAUCUAAAACAAGAGUGAAUCAUAAAUUUAUUUUCCAAGAAUUUAUGGAUGAGAAAAGCAAAAUUAUCGCUACCUUUCUUGGAUUCAGUGAUAAUAAAAAAGACAAAGCUAAUAUAGCAACUGUAGACUUUUUCAAUCCGGAGUCUUUUGAUGAAUUCAUUCACAACUGUGAUAAGCCACUGAGCGGGAUAUUGCAAAAGUGAGUCGAUCCCAAAAAUGGGCAAAACUCGUUAAUAAAGGUAAUUUGGAGCUCUCAAUUUUGCUUACUCGAAAAAAGGACAAAUCUGCACAGCAUUGAUGACCCAAAAAUUGAUUUUUAUGAUAAAUUAGUUACUUAUGAAGGCCUAGAGCACAAUAGCAAAAUUGAUUCUCUAUCUUCUCCUUGGCUUGUCGAAGAAAUCCAAAAAACCUGCCUUGGGAUUGUUGAUCACAUAAAAGCAGUAACAGGAGGAAAUGUGACAGUCACAAGAAUGACUUUGUUUUUUAAGCAAGACUGUGAUGAUUUAAUAUGAUUCCAAUUUUGCAGCUCUUUAAAAGUGCUGGAUCUAACUAACUCCCCCUUUGUGAGCAAACAAACCAUUGGAAAAAUCCCUAUUUUUAGUUAAAAGCCCACCCUCCAUCAGCGAACAAAAAAUUAUUUAUGAAAAAUAUUUGAAAUAUAAGUGAUAAUUAUUAUAAUAAUAGAAUCUCUAGCUAAUUUUUUAAUUUUAAACAUAAAUUUUAUAUUUAAAUUAAUAUUUGCUUUAAAAUUAUUUCGAAUUGGAAUUUUUAAUUUCGAAAGAACAAAUUCCAAGUAAAAUUUAUAUUUAUUCUAUAUGAUCGAACGAAUUUUUUUUCACAUAUUGAGGUGGGGAUAAGCAAAAAAAGGACAAUUGUAAAGUUUCUCAUGAACUUAUAUUAACAAUCUCAAAUAUAGCAAAUGAGAAGAAAAUAAAGAGCACAUGCAAAUUUAGCGAACUUAGAAAAAAUAGGGAGUUGUGUAUAGGAUGCGACCAUUUAGUCAGACGUGAAUAUAUGUACAAAAUCUUGCUAAAAUUAGUGCUUAAGUAUUCUGAUGCUGGAAAAGACCCACAAAGCAAAAAUAUUGCAGAGCACAGUUUAGUGAAUAACGAUGGCUCUGAAGAUGCAUGCGAUCUAGUGCCAAUUGUCCUGAGAAGGCUGAAUCCUGCAUUAACAAAUGCAAAAUAUGAGGAAUUAAAAAAAGACCCUUUAUGACUCUUUCAAGAAGUAAAAGUCUGCGAAGAUUGUUAUUUACAGUACACAAAUUUCUAUGCAGAACCGAAAAAGCUGUCUCCUCUCAAGCCAAAACCUCAUAAAACUGAAUCAAAAUUCCACUUGAAUACAGAGAAGGUGCAAGUCUUAAACAAAAAUAGUAAUUUAAGGUUAAGACGUGACUUUAGUUUGGAUACUAUAACUGAGAUUAAUAAAACUAUAGCUCAUAUUUCAUUCCCAACGUUAAAGCCAAAGACAAAUCAAUUGAAUGCAAGUUCUAUCAUUGCGAAUAAGGCUGAAACCCGGCCUAUAGCUAAAACUUUUGAAAUAAAAUUACCAUUAUUUUCAACCGAAUCAUAUAAAAGGGCAAUUGCAGUUUAUGGAAGAAAACCGCUUACUAAUUUCAGUACUGAAACAAGCCUAAAUUACUCUAGGAAUAAAAGUUUUGAUCAUAUUAAUUAUAUUUCCAAAGAAAAAGAAGGAGAGUUCAUUAAAGACACCAUUUCAACGCUAAAAGUUGGAUUAAGUAAAUUAAAAGAGAUGUAA
Blepharisma stoltei is the source of this 2234-nucleotide messenger RNA. The record is from the annotation of a GenBank genome assembly. Lineage: Eukaryota; Ciliophora; Heterotrichea; Heterotrichida; Blepharismidae.